Anisakis simplex (herring worm) is the source of this 1200-nucleotide messenger RNA. NCBI's taxonomy places the organism in Eukaryota, Metazoa, Nematoda, Chromadorea, Rhabditida, Anisakidae. The record is from the annotation of a GenBank genome assembly.
AUGGCAUUUUCAGUUGCGAUGGUUGUGCUGGCUUUUUUAAGUCAAUUCACGACUAACAACCAAAAAUUGAAGCGUUCAAUUCGUCGUCACCGUCAAUACGUAUGUAAAAAUCGUGGUGGUUGUGAGGAAGGCAAGUGUUUGGUGGAUAAAACGCAUCGGAAUCAGUGUCGUGCGUGCAGAUUGACGAAAUGCCUCCAGAUCGGUAUGAAUAAAGAAGCCGUACAACAUGAACGAGGUCCACGCAACGCAACCAUCCGAAGACAUAUUGCUUUGUAUGCUGCAGCAAAUACCACCUCAGCUGUACAUCGAGUGCACACACGUUCCUCAUCCUAUCUGCAUUCCUCAUCAUCCCCGCCCGUACGACGGAGUGCAGGAUCUGAAGCUGUGCAACGCUCACUACUGUUGAAUCGUGACGAUAGAUCGCCAGAAUUCGGCUCAGAUUCCGAUUCACCUGCAUCGUGUGCAGCUAGUGAUAUUCUCACAACAAGUUCAUCAUCAACGAACGCAGUCACAACCACAACCACCACAUCAACCAUUCUAAAUGCACCUCUAAAUGGAUCACCUUCAAAAGAUUCGGCCGCACGAUUGUUCUUCCAGAUUCUUCACUGGUCUAAAUCCCUUGUCCCUUUCGUUUGCCUCUCAAAUGCCGAUCAGAUAACAGCGUUCAGUUCAUCUUGGGGUGUGUUGUUCUUAUUAUCUGCAGUUGAAAGUGGUAUAAUGCAAAGUGCAACCUUAAUACAAGAGCGUAUUUGCGAUGCACACAUGGAAAUGCGAAAACGUUUAAGUUCAGUUGUGAAUCAACUGGAACAAUUGAAUCUGGAUGCGAAUGAGUUCAAUCAUUUAAGACUUAUCAGUCUCAUGAAAGAUGCGUAUGAGUAUGAUAAAUUCGAAGAAUUUAGCACUUGUCAGUGCUAUAGGGCAAGUAUUGAUGUCGAGAAAAGUCGACAUUUACAAAUGGAGCAGUUGUCAGCUUUCAAUUUAGCGCGUCAUCAGCAAAUCACUUAUCCGUGUCAACCGUUACGAUAUAUAUCAUGUAUGGUCCUUCUUGAAACGAUGCCGCAAUUCGAAUCCAUUCUACUCGAACUCUAUUUUAAGCAGUCCAUUGGUGGCACAUCGAUGACUGCAUUGAUUGCCGAUAUUCUUACACCAAAAACAUUGAUUCUCAGCCAAUCGGAUCAUAAAUCUGCAGCUUCUGCCUAG